GCCGCGCGCCGAGGCGCUCUCCGAAGCGUCACUUCCGCUACCGCCCGCCGGGCUCCCGCCGUUUCCGGCCGCCUCGUUGCCGGGGUUUGGGGGUGAGGGGCCCGCGCGCUCCGGCUGGUUCCGCUUCCGUCCCCUUGAGUUUGUCGUCAGCAUCAGUGAUGUGAGCAGUCUGGAAAUGGAUGAGAUUGCUGAUCCUAUGAGGAUGGAAGCUGGUGACGCAACGUUGGCUAAUCACAACUUGAUAUUCAAGGCCUUUCCUCUACAACAGACUGCUAUUCCAGGGGAUCAGCUUUCACUGUCUGAUGACAAGUUUUUACCAAAUAAGUUUGGCAGUUUGGAGAGAUCUUUUACAUGCUCCGCGGGAAGUGCAUCAUGCAAUCCAAGUUGCUACUCAGAAGUUCCAUCCUCUGAGAGUUACCGGGUGUCGGGAGAAUUGAGAAUGUUGGGACCAAGUGCCAACGGACAGUGGCGGGGUUUGGUACCCACCCUGGGUUCUAUGUUACAGAAACCUAGAGUGAGUCGAAACUUGUAUCUCGACACUCGCAAAACUCCAAGUGGAAUGUCAAAUAGUUUUGUAGGGAAGUCAAACCAUCAUUGCCACAUAUCUGCCUAUGAAAAAACAUUUCCAAUCAAGCCCGUUACAAGUCCCUCAUGCCGUCGCAGCCUGCUAAGCCCCAAGAAAACCCAGAGGAGAUUUGUCAGCACUGCAGAAGAGACAGUUCGAGAGGAAGAGCGAGAGAUCUACAGGCAGCUGCUUCAGGUGGUCACAGGAAAACAGUUCUCAACAUCCAAGCCAGCCUCGCCUUUCCUCCACCUGUCCAGAUGUUUGAGUUCCAGUAAAAACGUAGUGAAAGAAACCCCAUGCAAGAAUGCAAAACCAUUUGAAAUGUACAGCCUCGCUCCAGGCUGCCAGUCAGCUAGUGUUCUGGGAACACAGGAGCAGCCAUCACACAAGCCACCACCGUACCCUGUAUCCAGUUAUCCGUCAAAUGUAACUUUUGAGUCCGAUAAUACCAGCACUCAGCAUCAGCAAGAUAAUCUACCAGCAUCCAACGCCCAGUCUGAAGGAUCCGACUCAGUCAUUGUGCUCAAGGUAAAAGAUUCCAGAACUCCGACUCCAAGCCUCCCUUUCUUCCAAGCAGAACUGUGGAUCAAAGAAUUAACCAGUGUCUACGAUUCACGAGCUCGGGAGAGAUGGCGUCAAAUAGAAGAGCAGAAAGCUUUGGCGUUGCAGCUGCAGAGCCAGAGAUUGCAGGAGCAGGAACACUUGAUACAGGAUCCAGUGGAUUUGAAUCUUCGAGUGCCUCUUGAGAAAGAGAUCCCUGUCACAGUUCUCCCAGAAGAGAAAGAGAAUGCUAAAUCAGCUGAUAAUGAAGAGGAAUUCCCUGAAAUCACAGAGGAAAUGGAGAAGGAAAUCAAGAGCGUAUUCCGCAGUGGAAACCAGGAUGAGAUCCUAAGCGAAGCUUUUCGGUUAACGAUAACCCGGAAAGAUAUUCAGACUUUGAACAACCUGAACUGGCUUAAUGAUGAGAUAAUUAAUUUCUACAUGAAUUUGCUGAUGGAGCGAAGCAAAGAGAAGGGGUUGCCAACAGUUCAUGCAUUUAAUACCUUCUUUUUUACCAAAUUAAAAACUGCUGGGUACCAAGCAGUGAAACGGUGGACAAAAAAAGUGGAUGUUUUCUCUGUGGAUGUUCUCUUGGUGCCUAUUCAUCUUGGAGUCCAUUGGUGCCUAGCCGUUAUAGACUUCAGGAAGAAAACCAUCACCUAUUACGAUUCCAUGGGUGGAAUAAACAACGAAGCCUGCAGGAUACUGUUGCAAUACUUAAAACAGGAAAGUCUUGACAAAAAACGGAAAGAAUUUGAUGCUAACGGCUGGUUGUUGCUCAGCAAGAAAAGUCAGGAAAUCCCUCAACAAAUGAAUGGCAGCGACUGUGGAAUGUUUGCCUGCAAAUAUGCUGACUGCAUUACCAAAGACAGACCGAUCAAUUUCACUCAGCAACACAUGCCCUACUUCCGCAAGCGGAUGGCCUGGGAGAUCCUCCAUCGCAAGCUGUUAUGAUGACACUGUGCCAAAAGCUGGAUCCUUGAGAGAUUCUGUCAAAAGCAUCCAGACUCGCCCCUCUCAGCAAUCUCCACUCCAGCAGACAUGGGACUUGCACUGGUUUCCAAUCAAAGAAAUCUUAAAUGACUCAGUAUGAGUUUUUAUGAACUCUGCUCAUGGACCAGUGCAUGAUGGGAACUGUCAGAAGCACACUCGCCUUGGGUUUUUUUUUGUAUUUUGAAACCUAUUUUUACAAUCCAGUGGACAACUUUGGACAUUCAAGGAAUUUAUUUUCUGCUUCUAGAAUCUCUCGCUGUCAGUUCCACAGAGCUGAUUGCUUUACACUUUCAGGUGUCUAGAUUUCAGGGAAGGGGAAAGCAAUUACAUGGGUUUCAGCAUUCCCUCUGUGAGCAGAAGAACCUAACUCUUAAACUUCGUGGUGGGUGGGGUGGGAUUUUAUGUAAUGGGAAUACUUGGGGAUGGAAGCUUUGUGGGCUGUUAGGUACCGGCACAUAGGAAGCAGCUGCUCUGUUGUUUGCCAGCAAAUGGGUAUGCUUGCAGCUGGUAGAAACUGGACAGGAAAAUGGUCAGAAAUGGUGAUUCUAACAAGGACUCAUUGGUCCUUUGUAUCUAUUCUGCGAGUGACUCUUCUGCUCUUUUUCAAAGCCAGCAUCUUUUCCCCCUAAUGGCAAGCUCAGCCGACGGUCCCCUGAAAUCAACGCCUACCUAUCAGUCGUGCCCAUGGUGCCUGAGACAGAAUAGGACAUGGCGCUUGCUUCUUGUAGAGCUGACAGGAAAACGACAAGCAUGGGGUAGUUUCUUUUGCGAGCAAAUUUUUAAGCAGCCAGGAGUGAGAUGAUCCAUGGGGCUGGAUUUGCUUGGAUCAGGUGCCACUUCUACAGCAUCAUUUUUCUGACCAAGGAAAAUAAGUCUCCCAGUUUUUAACAUAAAGUGUUGUUUAUGGAAUUCAGGUACACGUACAACUUCUUGUAGUUUAGGACAAGCGUACUGAGUAUGAUUAAUUGUUUCUUAUAUUUAUAUUUGACAAGUGUUUCCCAGAGCAACGAAGAACAAACAAUUUAAUACGUAUCUUGUUCUGCAGCUGUCUUCUUGCUUCCUUGAUUUUUAAAGUCCUACCAAGAGACAAUGGAUUUGAUUCUCGCCAUUCACCUUCAUUCAGGGCAUGCAUUUACAGCUGAGCAGUGUGGGUGUGAAACACCCCGUAUCUGAACUCUUCCCCCCACUGCUUGGUAACAUUUUGCCUAGGUAUAAAUGAUGACACAAGGUGCGAGGCCGUGGUGUUGGAUCCAGGCUCUGGAUCGAGGUUAAAGCGUGCUUCCAGAGGCAUCAUUUUUAGGUACAUUCAGGCUGAGAUUUUCAAAGGAACCUAAGGGAAUUAGGCACCAAAAUCCCAUUGAUGUUCAGUGAGGAAUUAGAAAUAAAAUUUUUAGAAGCACUUAAGCCUGUUGAAAGUCAAUGGGAUUUAGGCAUUUAAGUCAUUUUAGGUAUCAUUUCUGAAAACUUUUCCCUGGGUGUUUGACUCCCUUAUCAUUUGAAAAUCCCAGCCUUUGUUUUUGCUGAUGCAUUCAGCUGUCUAAUUUAUUUUGAAGCCUGAUGUUUUUGUUUUUUGGGGGGUGGUGGGGGUCAGGGUGUGUGUGUGUGGAGGGGAUGUUUGACUACAAUUUCCCAAACAACCAAGCCUAGUUUCUCCAAUUUAUGUAUCUUUUUAAUUAUCAAGUAAAGAAUUCAAUAAUGUGCUUUUGUAUUUUGUCUCCAAAUAGGGAGUAUUUUUUACAUUUUUUUCUGUACCCGUAUAAGCAGUAGUUUUGUACAAAAUGUCCCCACAACUAGGUUGUGUUCUUCAUAGACUGGUUUGUAACUUCCUUUGUCUGUGUGUGUUUUAUACCAAGCUCAUUUAGUACCUUUUUUAUCUUUUACUGCAAGUAAAGAUCUGAAACCUGAAACUGUAUUUUUUGUAAUGUUACAUUGUUAAACUGUCUGUAAAAGUGUCUAUCCUAAUAACCGAGGGACUCCAACAUUGUUUCUCUAACAAACUGUUCAUAUAGAGGGAUGGCAAAUUUACUUAAUACAUUUUUUUUUUUGUAUUUUGAAAUAAAUAUCACUUUCAAUAAGCUGUC
This is a messenger RNA of Chelonia mydas (Green sea turtle), 4179 nucleotides long. RefSeq names its product SUMO specific peptidase 1 (gene SENP1). The record is from RefSeq and is a predicted model, not a curated record. Gene Ontology annotation, molecular function: deSUMOylase activity. NCBI's taxonomy places the organism in Eukaryota, Metazoa, Chordata, Testudines, Cheloniidae. The coding region runs from base 176 to 2059 and encodes 627 amino acids. Gene Ontology annotation, cellular component: nucleus. Gene Ontology annotation, biological process: protein desumoylation. The transcript has 18 exons.